GGGAGCCGCGCCGCACACCCGGCCCGUCAGUGACCGGCGCUGCUGGGGAGGAGGAGGAGGUGGCGGAGGAGGAGGCGGCGGCGGCGGCGGCGAGAGAUUCUCCCACCCCCACCCACCGAGCUGAGGGAGUAUGACUUCUGCAACGUCACCUAUCAUUUUGAAAUGGGACCCCAAAAGUUUGGAAAUCAGGACUCUGACAGUAGAGAGACUACUGGAGCCACUCGUUACCCAGGUAACGACGCUUGUGAACACGAGCAAUAAAGGACCAUCUGGCAAGAAGAAAGGGCGCUCCAAGAAGGCUCAUGUUUUGGCUGCCUCCGUGGAGCAGGCCACUCAGAACUUCUUGGAAAAAGGAGAUCAAAUUGCUAAAGAGAGCCAGGAUCUCAAGGAGGAGCUGGUUGCUGCUGUAGAAGAUGUUCGAAAACAAGGAGAAACGAUGCGCAUCGCCUCGUCGGAGUUCGCGGACGACCCCUGCUCGUCGGUGAAGAGGGGCACCAUGGUGCGCGCCGCCCGCGCCCUGCUCUCGGCCGUCACACGCCUGCUCAUCCUGGCUGACAUGGCUGAUGUCAUGAGGCUCCUCUCACACCUCAAAAUCGUAGAGGAGGCACUAGAAGCUGUGAAAAAUGCAACGAAUGAGCAAGAUUUAGCCAAUCGCUUUAAGGAAUUUGGGAAGGAAAUGGUAAAACUGAACUAUGUGGCUGCGAGGCGGCAGCAGGAGCUGAAGGAUCCUCACUGCAGGGACGAGAUGGCCGCGGCGCGAGGGGCUCUGAAGAAGAACGCCACCAUGCUGUACACGGCCUCGCAGGCCUUCCUGCGCCACCCCGACGUGGCAGCCACGAGGGCCAACAGGGACUACGUCUUCAAGCAAGUGCAGGAAGCCAUUGCUGGCAUCUCCAAUGCUGCCCAGGCCACCUCGCCCACCGAUGAGAACAAGGGCCACACUGGCAUAGGAGAGCUCGCUGCUGCUUUGAAUGAGUUUGAUAACAAGAUCAUCCUGGACCCGAUGACGUUCAGCGAGGCGCGGUUCCGGCCGUCGCUGGAGGAGCGGCUGGAGAGCAUCAUCAGCGGCGCGGCGCUCAUGGCCGACUCCUCGUGCACGCGCGACGACCGGCGCGAGCGCAUCGUGGCCGAGUGCAACGCCGUGCGCCAGGCGCUGCAGGACCUGCUCUCCGAGUACAUGAACAACACUGGAAGGAAGGAGAAGGGAGACCCACUCAACAUUGCCAUUGACAAGAUGACCAAGAAAACACGAGACCUUCGGAGACAGCUCCGGAAGGCAGUGAUGGAUCACAUCUCAGAUUCAUUCCUGGAGACCAACGUCCCUCUGCUGGUUCUCAUCGAGGCCGCGAAGAGCGGGAACGAGAAAGAAGUGAAGGAAUACGCUCAGGUCUUCCGUGAACACGCCAACAAGUUAGUGGAGGUUGCAAAUCUGGCCUGUUCAAUCUCCAAUAAUGAAGAAGGUGUGAAGUUAGUCCGUAUGGCAGCCACACAGAUUGAUAGUCUGUGCCCACAGGUAAUUAAUGCUGCACUCACAUUGGCUGCCAGACCCCAGAGCAAAGUAGCCCAGGACAACAUGGACGUGUUUAAGGACCAGUGGGAGAAACAGGUGCGAGUUCUCACGGAGGCUGUCGACGACAUCACUUCAGUGGAUGAUUUCCUCUCUGUUUCAGAAAACCACAUCCUGGAAGACGUGAACAAGUGUGUGAUUGCCCUGCAAGAGGGGGAUGUGGACACGCUGGACAGAACCGCGGGCGCCAUCCGGGGCCGCGCAGCCAGAGUCAUCCACAUCAUCAACGCAGAGAUGGAAAACUACGAGACUGGGGUUUACACUGAGAAGGUGCUGGAAGCUACCAAACUGCUCUCUGAAACUGUGAUGCCACGUUUUGCUGAGCAAGUGGAGGUGGCCAUUGAAGCCCUGAGUGCCAACGUGCCCCAGCCCUUCGAGGAGAACGAGUUCAUCGACGCCUCCCGCCUGGUGUACGACGGCGUCCGGGACAUCAGGAAAGCUGUCCUGAUGAUCAGGACCCCUGAGGAGCUCGAGGAUGACUCAGACUUCGAGCAGGAGGAUUAUGAUGUGCGCAGCAGAACGAGUGUCCAGACUGAGGAUGACCAGCUCAUUGCUGGCCAGAGUGCAAGGGCUAUCAUGGCUCAGCUGCCCCAGGAGGAGAAGGCAAAGAUUGCUGAGCAGGUGGAAAUAUUCCACCAAGAAAAGAGCAAGCUGGAUGCAGAGGUGGCCAAGUGGGAUGACAGUGGCAAUGACAUCAUUGUGCUGGCCAAGCAGAUGUGCAUGAUUAUGAUGGAAAUGACAGAUUUCACCAGAGGGAAAGGCCCCCUGAAGAACACAUCUGAUGUCAUUAAUGCAGCCAAGAAGAUUGCAGAGGCAGGAUCCAGGAUGGACAAAUUGGCACGGGCAGUAGCUGAUCAGUGCCCAGACUCAGCCUGCAAGCAGGACCUGCUGGCCUACCUGCAGCGCAUUGCCCUGUACUGCCACCAGCUCAAUAUCUGCAGCAAAGUGAAGGCAGAAGUUCAGAACCUGGGAGGAGAGCUCAUUGUAUCAGGGCUGGACAGUGCCACUUCUCUCAUCCAGGCAGCUAAAAACCUGAUGAACGCUGUGGUCCUUACAGUGAAAGCAUCAUAUGUGGCUUCUACUAAAUAUCAGAAGGUCUAUGGCACUGCUGCAGUGAACUCUCCAGUUGUAUCUUGGAAGAUGAAGGCCCCCGAGAAGAAACCUCUAGUAAAGAGAGAAAAACCAGAAGAAUAUCAGACCAGAGUGAGGAGAGGGUCCCAGAAGAAACAUAUUUCCCCUGUACAGGCCUUAAGUGAAUUUAAAGCUAUGGAUUCAUUCUAAACCACUGAGCUUUACCAGGAGGGUUUUAUAUUCUUUUUUGUAUGCAUACCUGCCGACUUGUGUGCGUCUGGCAUGGGGUGGGGGGGACAAAAUGACAAUUUGCAUGCGACCUGAGACUCUAUUCCAGUAAAUAACUCUGCAGUGCCCAAAAUUCAGGGCUUUGCCUUCUGAUGUUAAGUGGACUUAACUCCAAGCUUCCUUUUAAAACUAAACUAUAGCAUUAAAUUGGCCAAAGAAUUUGCAUCACGGGGGUAUUCGUGUGGAAUAAAUCAUAAAUUCAACUCUAAACCCCGAAAUUUUUAUGCAUGCGAGAAACAUUAGGUUGGCAGGUAUACUAAGUGAAAAAAAAAAAAAAAAAAAGGAAUUGUAAUGGUAGACCAUAAAGCUUGUAUUGCUUCUGUUGCAGUGCAAAAAUGUACUAGCCAAUAUGCUUCAAUGUGUGGCCCAAUAAUUAAAUGAUAUAACUUUUAAGUCAUUUUCAUUAUAGUAUGUGAAUUUUUAAAACAGAUUCAAACUAAUUCAUCUUAAAAAUGCUUCUUUUGAACCAGAUUUUGUUCUUUAUAUUCUAGUAGUGUUAUGAUUGCUCACAUUUCAAUUAAUCCCAUUAAUAUGACCAGAGGUUUACUUUUGCCAAUUGAAUUCCUUAUGGUGGAGUAUGAAGCACAAUAUGGUGAUUGACAUUGCCUUUUAUAUUAUGAUUAUUAUUCUGAUUAUUAUUAUUAUUAUUAUAUUAGUAAUAGAAGACCUGGUGGUGGAAUGUUUAGAGACACGGAAACUGACAGUGUGAGAAUUUAGAAGCAAAUAUGUAGGUGUAGCUUGGAUUACAGGUAUCUGACAUACCAUUGUAACCACUAACUCAAUAAACUCAUUUAACCUUGGAAUCCUCAA
This is a messenger RNA of Sturnus vulgaris (Common starling), 3736 nucleotides long. RefSeq names its product catenin alpha 2 (gene CTNNA2). Gene Ontology annotation, cellular component: actin cytoskeleton; catenin complex; adherens junction. Gene Ontology annotation, biological process: cell migration; cell-cell adhesion. The record is from RefSeq and is a predicted model, not a curated record. Gene Ontology annotation, molecular function: structural molecule activity; cadherin binding; actin filament binding. Lineage: Eukaryota; Metazoa; Chordata; Aves; Passeriformes; Sturnidae.